This is a messenger RNA of Fusarium oxysporum Fo47, 1878 nucleotides long. RefSeq lists its product as uncharacterized. Gene Ontology annotation, cellular component: Golgi membrane. The transcript is spliced from 3 exons. The coding region runs from base 191 to 1687 and encodes 498 amino acids. NCBI's taxonomy places the organism in Eukaryota, Fungi, Ascomycota, Sordariomycetes, Hypocreales, Nectriaceae. Gene Ontology annotation, biological process: protein N-linked glycosylation. Gene Ontology annotation, molecular function: glycosyltransferase activity. The record is from RefSeq and is a predicted model, not a curated record.
UAAAGUAAGAACCCCCUGGUUAAAAAGAGAGUCAGGGGUCUGUCUCUAUUCCUUUAUUCCCCUCUCUGAGCUGAGCUGUCUGUCACUUUCCUGUUUUACUUUAUUUUUUAUUUUUCUUGCUUUCUGACAUUCGUUUCCUUACAUUCUUUAUCAUCCAUCACACAGCAAUUAAUCGUCCGAUCGCCGGAAAAUGGCCGUUCCAAGGUCAAACAGAGCCGUGCUCUUGGCCGCCGUCGUUUUCGUCACCAUAUUUCUCGGUCUUGCGCAUUUCCACCUCAACUCUCCCUCCGAGUCAACACCAGCCGCAAAGAGCGGAGUCGACGAGCCCGCGCCUUUUGUUCCCGAGAAAGAAGCCGCCGCUGCUGCACCGACUUUCGUACCCGGCGAAGAUGAAGAGAUCGGCGCGACACCCGCUGUUGAGGUCGUAGCUGAGACGCCCAAGCCCGAGGAGCAUCACCAUGCUGUCACGCCCGAUAAGCCUGAGGCUGAUCCUGCGGAGGAGCCCAGCGAUCCUGAGGAGAUUGCUGAGGCUGAGGAGCUUGCUGCGAAUGCCUCUCCUACUCCUGCCGCUGCUUCGCCCGCCGCUGAGCAGGAGCAGGAGCAAGAGCAAGAGCAGGAGCAGGAGCACGAACACGAGCACGUCCAUGAGCAUGAAGAAGAGUUCGUCCCCGAAACCGAAGUCGAAGAAACACCUGAAGCUCCCGCCAUUCCCGAAGCGCCCACCGGUCCUAACCUCGAUGCCUUCACGCCUGAGCAAUGGAUCAAGCCCGCCGUAAAGGUCAACGACCCCGAAUACUACCCCUACGGCCACUGGCCCUCCAAGCUUCCCUCCGACAAGCCCAUCUGGACCAAGCCCCUCGGCAAGAAGCUCUGCAUCAUCGACCUCGAGAGUCGUCGCUUCGAUAAGCCCGGCCAGAUCUGGUCCGACGAAAUGACGUGGAACAAGAGCCGAGAAGUCCACGGCCCAUCCGGUGGCACACUGAACCACUGGGUCUACUCCAAAAUCCACGGAUACCAGUACUACCACAUCAAGAUCAACGGCUACCCCGACCGUCGCGAUUCAUGGAAGAAGCCCUCCGUCCUCUCGCAGGUUCUGAAGAAGCACGACGUCUGUGUCUUCAUCGACUCUGACGCUCUCUUCAACCGUCUCGACCUUCCCCUAGAGUGGCUCAUGAACUACUGGAGCAUUUCUCCCCAGAACAACUCCCUCGCCCUCCCCUACGAUCCCGACACCCAGCAUAACCGCGACCGACGAGGAAACCUGUUCCUGAACACUGGUUUCAUGAUCAUGCAGAACAAGAACAAGACAUACGAGAUCUUCAAGGAGUGGGAUGACUGUGCCAACGACGGCGGCAAAUUCCCCGGCUGCACUGAGUUCCGCAACCGAAAGGGCUGGCAACCAACUGACCAGGGCGGUUUCGGCACAUUCAUCCGCUACGAGUAUCCCGAUGAGAUUCUCUCCCUGCCUUGUACCGAGGCCAACGGCUUUCCCGAGAGCCGCUCAGGCUGCGACGGAAAAUUCAUCAAGCACGUCUGGAUCGGCAAGGAGGAUCGUCUCGUCCAGGCCGUCGGUGCUGUUUUCCCUGGAGUUCUCCUCGAGACUUUCCACAAGCAGUUCCUCAAGGAGUCGGAGAGCUUCAAGACUUCCGAGGAUGAUCUGAUCAAGCAAAACGGUAUGCCUUGGUAACCGGUUCUUAUUUUUUAGUGCUGGAGUUUUGUGCUUUACAGUGUCGAUCGGCGUUUCAAUUCCCCAUGUCUACAGUUUGAAGAUCAAUACAUGGGAGUCGGGUGUAUAAAUAGAGAAUGUAAUGGGAUAUAGAUCUACGAGGAAGGGAGAGGUACAGCAAAGCCUGAAUAUACUUGAAGUUUAACUGUUCA